AUGGACGACAUCAGAGAGUCUCAAAAGCUUGUGCGCAUGUAUAGCUUCGACGUAGAGGAGAGGCUGCCGCCGCACAACGACGCUUAUCAACUCGCUUCCGUCCUCGGCCGUGAUAAAAGUGACCCUGACACCCUCGCCGCGCCGUGGCGGAAAUUCUUCGAGCCGUGGGACCAGGGACACCACAACGAAAGCGCGAUAACGCAUGUCAUUAACGUCGAGUCGAAAAAGCUGUGGGACCAGUGGCGCAUCUUCGAGCAGCAAAGCCCGCCCGAGGAGCGCCUGGACCUUAGCCGCGAUGAACCUACUGUACAAGGAAUCGUUAACAUGGUGGAGGAUAUUAGGAGGGCGUGGGCGGCCAAACGGUCGAAAGGGUUCAUGGGCAAGGCGCUGGACCAGUUCCACCGCUUCUGCCACACGCUAAAUUCGCACAGCGCAUUGAUCGCGGUACUGCCGGAAGGGAACGAAUAUGUAUCUCUUUUCACUGGGUCGCUGAACGCGAUUAUCAAGGCCAGUGUCAAUCACGAAAAGAUCGCCGAAGGACUCGCACAAGCGCUGUGGCAGAUUAGCGAGCAUAUUGCAGAAUGCGACAUGAAGCGCGAACUCUUUCCGACGCAGCAGAUGCAAGGCGAGGUUGCGAAGUUCUAUGCCGAGAUCUUCCUCUUACUGUCGGACGUUAUGAGCUGGAUGACACGGAAGCGGCGCGAGCGGCUCCUGGACUCAUUCAAGGAGGAUUUCAAUAAAAGGUUCGAGGAUCAGGUGGAGAAAAUCACGGCCAUCUCAGAGAAGAUGCGUACACUAGCCGCGCUAGGCACAAGCGCUGAGCAGCGCGUCAUGCGCUUAAACAUGGAGAAUAUUGGGUCGGAGAUCCAAGAUAUCCGAACAGGCUUGGAGGGGGAUUCGCGGGAUCGCGCUGAGCAGAUCCAUAGGCUGGAGAGGCUGGAGCGCGAGCUAUCGGAUCUCAAAGCCGCCGUCAGGGACGAAGGCCACAUCUUCAAGCAACUGGCGUCAGAUGUGAAACUUCUUCUUCGGGGUCAGGCACUCCAAUACAUUUCCAGCCAGCCUCCAGAACACCGAUACCUAUUACCUCCCAGCCCGCAGCCUAUCGCGCAAAGCCUCCCUCUCGCAGCACCGCCGCCCAAACCAACCCCAUGGACUCCCGAAACUGUCUCUCUUCACUCCAGUGACCUAGAAGACUUUUUCCACCGCGACCGCGUCCGCCUACACCCAGACGCCGAUAUCGGCCCCAUCACCGCAUCCCCCGAGACAGCCGCACGCCUCUCUAAUUGGCUGACGUGGUCCAAAUCCUCAGUGUUGUGGCUGGUCGGCCCAUACUUAGCCGCCGACGCCUUCGCCAACCCCGUCACGGUCCUCGCGACGCAGCUGGUCCGCCUAGCAGAUGCACGCGGCAUCCCCACACUCUCAUAUUUCUGUGAGCUACGACGUGGCGAGCGCCUGCGGCAGGGUAACGCGAGCCGCGAGGCGCAGGCGGCGGUGGCGCUGGUGUGCGCGCUGAUAAGGCAAGCGGUUGAGCUGCUGCCACCACCACUACCACUACAAAAACCACCAGCCGCGGGCGAUGCGGCAAGCGAAAUGCAAACCGCAGCCAGCAUCGAUGUCGACCUGUCCGAACAGCGGUUUCAGCAGGUGGACGGGACGGUGCUGGCGUGGGACGAGGCGAUGGGAGUGCUGCGGGACGUGCUGGGGCAACUGCCACAGACGGUGGUGUGCGUGGUUGAUGGGAUGCAGUGGUUGGACGAUAGUAGUACUGCGGUGUAUCUGGGGGAACUGGUAAAGGCGCUCCGGCGGCAGGAGAGGGUGAAGGUGUUGUUCACGACGGCGGGGAGGUCGAGGUGUUUGUUGAGAGAGCUGGAUGCGUCGGAGGUGCUUGAGUUCGAGUGUGGGGAUGGAGCGGGUUUAUUGGCUUAG
Molecule: messenger RNA, 1926 nt
Organism: Lasiodiplodia theobromae
Lineage: Eukaryota; Fungi; Ascomycota; Dothideomycetes; Botryosphaeriales; Botryosphaeriaceae
Product: Phytanoyl-CoA dioxygenase
Exons: 5
Coding region: 1-1926 (641 amino acids)
Source: RefSeq, a predicted model, not a curated record